Drosophila mojavensis is the source of this 1651-nucleotide messenger RNA. RefSeq names its product odorant receptor 42a. Gene Ontology annotation, cellular component: plasma membrane. Bases 185 to 1411 code for a protein of 408 amino acids. Gene Ontology annotation, molecular function: olfactory receptor activity; odorant binding. The record is from RefSeq and is a predicted model, not a curated record. Gene Ontology annotation, biological process: detection of chemical stimulus involved in sensory perception of smell; sensory perception of smell. The transcript has 3 exons. Lineage: Eukaryota; Metazoa; Arthropoda; Insecta; Diptera; Drosophilidae.
GCAAGGCAAGGUUGGGCAGGUCCUAGAGGCAUGCCCCUCAGCCAAGUCAACUUCAACUUUGAACAAACUGAUUAACUUAUUAGCUCAUGCAUUAUUCACACUUUAUGCAACUGGUCAGACAAUAUAAAAGGAAACACUCAAACGAUUUCCACUUUAUUCAGUAAUUGUCUGUCGCCGUUGCAAGAUGGGUUUACGCCAGCUCUUCCCGGCGAUGUACACGCUGCCGGACAAGUCGUCCGUCAAGUCGCGGCAGGCGACGCUCUACUUGCUGAACUGCAUUUUUCUAAUGGGCAUCAGGACACCGCCGAGGGGCUGCUGCCUCUUCUUGAUCUACGUCGCGUGGUCGUUUGCUUUAAAUCUCUGCUCCACCUUCUAUCAGCCCUUUGGCUUUAUGAUCGGCUAUGUGUCGCACCUGUCGGAGUUCUCACCUGGCGAGUUUCUCACCUCACUGCAGGUAGCCUUCAAUGCGUGCACCUGCUCGACCAAGGUGAUCAUCGUUUGGAUAUUCGUGAAGCGUUUCGAUCAGGCCAAUGCGCUCUUCGAUGAGCUGGACAAGCAAGUGCUCGAGCCGGCUGAGCGGGGCCGAAUUCAUCGCGCCGUCUCGCAGAGCAAUCGCAUCUUCUUCGUCUUUAUGAGCGUCUAUAUAAUCUAUGCCACAACGACGUUCAUCAGCGCCUGCAUCAACGGCGUGCCGAUGUUCCAGAACUAUUAUCCCUUUCUGGACUGGCGCGCUAGUCGCCAGCAAUAUUGGCUACAAUCGUGCCUGGAGUACUUCACCAUGUUCGGCGCCUGCUUCCAAGACGUUUGCGUCGAUUGCUAUCCCAUCAAUUAUAUCCUACCUCUGCGUGCUCAUAUGGCGAACUUUGCGGAGCGACUGAGAGGACUGGGACACGAUCCGCAGGAGAGUUCGGAGGAGCGUUACGAGAAGCUUAUCGAGUGCAUAAAGCACCAUAAGAUCAUACUCAGUUUCUGCGAUACUUUGCGUCCGAUUAUCUCUGGCACCAUUUUCGUUCAGCUUCUCGUUGUGGGAUUGGUGCUGGGCUUCACCAUCAUCAACAUUGUCAUGUUUGCCAAUUUCGCUUCUCGCAUUGCUUCUCUCUGCUUUAUGACAGCUGUCCUCUUGGAGACGACGCCCUUUUGCAUACUCUGCAACUACUUGGCCGACGAUUGCAUGAAGCUAGCCGAUGCGCUAUUCGAAUCGAAUUGGAUCUAUCAGGAUGAGCGCUAUAAGAAGACCGUUCUACUGUUUCUACAGAGUCUACAGAAGCCAAUUGUCUUCAUAGCUGGCAAUGUUUUUACCAUUUCUGUGGCUACAAAUUUGAAUGCCACUAAGUUUUCGUUCUCGGUCUUUACUCUGGUCAAGCAAAUGAAUAUUGCAGAAAAACUAUCCCGACCAAAUGGAACAGAAUAAUGUUGUUAAAAAUAUAAAUAAUAUCAUCUCAUUGUUUUUAUUCGAAUAAUUAAAAAUUUAAUGUGACACUGAUUGGUGGAUACUGUAAAAUUAUUAAAAUUGAUAAUCUCUUUUAUCUGAAAUAAGGUCUUGACCUUGGAUUUCUAAGAUCUCUCCCGCUCUAUUAUUUCAUGUCUCUCUAUCUAUUACUAUAUCGAUCUCACAGCUUAUACCAUUGUUGACCUCUAUCUCAGACCCAAU